Molecule: messenger RNA, 1101 nt
Organism: Lucilia cuprina (Australian sheep blowfly)
Lineage: Eukaryota; Metazoa; Arthropoda; Insecta; Diptera; Calliphoridae
Product: 7SK snRNA methylphosphate capping enzyme bin3-like
Exons: 3
Coding region: 1-720 (239 amino acids)
Biological process (GO): snRNA modification
Molecular function (GO): snRNA binding; O-methyltransferase activity; RNA methyltransferase activity
Source: RefSeq, a predicted model, not a curated record
AUGAAUUAUAAACUCUAUGCCAAAGGUGAUUAUACACCUAAUCAUGUACGCUGGUCCGAUGCCUACUACCCACAGACACCAUUCGAAGCAUACCGUGGUAUUUAUGCCACAAUGCCACCACGACCUACCGGAAUGCAAUCAUCCUAUCCCUUAAUCUCAUCCACAAGAUCACAAAACUAUGAUACACCACAUUAUUCAGGAGGUGGUGGUACAUCGGGACCCUAUAGUUGCCGUCAAACACCCAUGCAUCAGCCAUCAACAUCACAAUAUUAUAAUCCUCUUGAAUCGGAUUCGUAUCAACCCUCGUACGAUAUGGAAUAUCUUAAUCAUAUGUAUGUCUUCGCUUCACCACUCUAUCAAACUGUUUGGUCACCACCGACCAGUAUGCGUAAAAGUUCUUCACACACUCCCGCCUUUGGUAGUGUACGAGAUGCUGAAUUCGAAGGUGAUGGUAAUGUUAUGACCGGUGGUAGUUAUCAUCGUCAUGUCUAUCCACCCAAUGAAGACACCUCAUCACCAAAUGCCAAUGCUAUUAAUGCUUUCAAUUCAAUACGUGAUCCCGAUACGGAUGAUUCUAAUCAGCAAAGACCUCAUGUCUAUGCUACAAAUUGUGGUGAAAGUUCUUCAUCACCUCAUCCAACUUCGAAUCCUAACGAUACCGAAGCUAUAGAAGAAAGUUUAAUGUUAGACGAUGAUCGAUGUGAUUUAAGCGAAGCUUAAAUAUUAUAUACAUAUAAAUAUAAAUAUAUAUCUGAGUAUUUUUCGCAAGAUAUCUCAAGAAAAAAAACGGAAGCUCAUCAUUAUACAUUAUAAUUUAUUUAGAAGAUUUUUUUUAAACAGAUUAUGUAUAAAAACAAACUGUAUAAAAAUUAUUAAAAGAAAAUCACAUAAUUUUAGCAAUAUUUAUAUAUAAAUAUUAAAAAAAGUAAUUUAUAAUUUUUAUGAAUAUUUUUUUAUUAUUUAUGUUAACAUAAAAAUGGAAAGCCGGGGUUUAAAAACAAAAAAACAAACAACAUGAAAAAAAACAACAAUAUUUUAUAUAAACAUAUUUAUUUGUUUCUAUAUACAUUGAAAUAUAUACAAGAAAGAAAAAAAAACUAU